AUGCCUGGCAGAGUCGCCGCCCGUUCAACAUCUGCGACGACACGCAGAUCGUCAGCCCAGCCCUCUGCGUCUGGGCGCGCUGCCUCCGUGACCCCAUCAUUUGCGAUCCCCGAAGAAGCGGCAGAGCCAGUUUCAUCCCCCACCUUGCGUCGCGAUGUCUGCUUGUUAUUUGCGGACGCCCAGCGCUCGACUACCGGACACCGAAAACUGGUAGUGCGUUUGCGCAAGCUCCAGGAAAUUUGCUGCGGUAUUUUUCAGAAGAAAAACGACAAGAAGGCAAAGGACCAGGAGCCCGAGGAUGCACUUGUUCCCGGCGAGGAAACAGAGGCUGAAAAGGAAUUUAACGUGGAAGUCGGCCGCUGUAUUCUCCGUAUUCUCACAAUCAAGAAGAGUGAGCCUGUGGGAGACCGCGUUCUACGCUUCUUGGGAACUUUCCUCAGCCAUGCCGCUGAGAAAGACAACGAGAUGUUUGCCUCCAAUGAAGAUGAAGAAGAACAAAAUCCCGAAACCCCGACGGCACGCCUCACUUCUAGUCUGGUUUCGCUCAUGGUCCCCGUAAUGAGCGCAAAGGAUAAAACGGUGCGAUUCCGCGCAACUCAAAUUACCGCCCACAUUGUGAACUCGCUUGAAGCAAUCGACGAUGAGCUAUACCAUACGAUAAGACAAGGCCUUUUGAAGCGUCUGCGAGAUAAAGAGGCAUCUGUUCGAGUGCAGGCAGUUCUCGGACUAGGGCGCUUGGCUGGGGACGAUGGCGACGAUGAUGGCAACGACGAUAACUCUACUGCCCUCGUGGACAAAUUGCUUGAAAUUAUGCAGAACGACACAAGUGCUGACGUUCGGAAAACUCUUCUUACGAACCUUCCUCUUGCCCCGAAGACUCUCCCUUAUCUUUUGGAGCGCGCCCGUGAUUUGGACGCUGCUACCAGACGUGCAUUAUACUCUCGUCUUCUUCCUACUCUAGGUGAUUUCCGCCAUCUGUCCUUAUCCAUGAGAGAAAGGCUUCUUCGGUGGGGUCUGCGUGAUCGAGAUGAAAGCGUUCGCAAGGCGACAGGCAAAUUGUUCUAUGACCGUUGGGUGGAGGACUGCGCUGGCACUAACAAUAACCCUGAUGAGGGGCCGGCCGGCCAGCAUUCUGCACCUGACAUCAAUGCAAUCCUGGAACUUUUAGAAAGAAUCGAUGUUGUCAACUCUGGAAUGGAAAGUGGAAUUGCUCACGAGGCAAUGCGCAGCUUCUGGGAGGGCCGUGCGGACUACCGUGAAGCUGUUAUCUUUGAUGAGCCAUUCUGGGAAAGCCUGACAGGCGAGUCUGCUUUCUUGCUGCGCUCCUUCAAUGACUUCUGUCGCGUGGAUAAUGACGGGAAAUACGACAACCUUGCGGACGACAAAAUGCCCGAAGUCACAGCCUUCGCGUAUUUCCUUGGUAAGUACAUCGCAAAGCUUCUGGAAAGGAAGAAGAUUUCCAAGGAGAGUGGAGAUGCAAAUGACGAUGACGCCGUUGAGCAUGAGUUUGUAGUGGAACAAUUGCUCCACAUCGCUCCCACCUUGGAUUACAGUGAUGAGGUCGGUCGACGAAAGAUGUUCUCCCUGUUGAGAGAGACUUUGGCUGUUCCAGAGCUUCCGGAGGAAAGCACCAAGCUUGUGAUCGAGACUCUUCGGUGUGUCUGUGGACCUGAUACUGCAGCCGAAGCCGAGUUCUGCAGUGUCGUCUUGGAGGCCAUUGCCGAAGUUCACGACACUAUCACAACAGAAGAUAGCUUUGUUUCAGCCAGAUCUGAGAUCAGCGAUGAUACAAGCAGACGAUCCGAAACCCCGGGCGAGGAGGAAGAGGCCCCCUUCAACAAGGAAGAAGCCAAAGCAAAAAUCGUUCGCGAGAUUGUCGUCAACAUGAAGUGUCUGUACAUCGCCCAGUGUAUGCUGCAGAAUGUCCAGGGUCACCUGCAGCAGAACAUGAACCUUGUUACUAUGCUUAACAACCUUGUUGUACCGGCUGUUCGCAGCCACGAAGCUCCAAUCAGAGAACGGGGUCUCUUGUGUUUGGGUCUUUGCUGCCUGCUUGACAAGAACUUGGCCGAAGAGAACAUGACUCUGUUCAUCCAUUGCUAUAGUAAGGGCCACGAGGCAUUGCAGGUCACAGCUCUCCAAAUUCUCUGUGAUAUGAUCACCACACACCCGUCUCUGCUCGCUCCCGUUACCCAGGCUGAUGGCGAGACCAUCACACCUCCUCCCAUGCAGAAGCCUCUGCUCAAGGUGUUCGCCCGUGCUCUGCGUGCCAACUCCCCUAACACCGUGCAGUCUGGAGCAGCUGCCGCUCUCUCAAAGCUCCUCCUAACCAAUGCAUUUACUCCUUCUGGACCUAAUAUCCCUAUUGCAAUUCAGGAAUCAAACCAGAAUGCCGUUGAGACUUUGCUGCUAUCGCUUGUUGUGGCAUUCUAUCACCCUCGCACCCGUGAAAACCCAGCACUUCGCCAGUCUCUGGCUUACUUUUUCCCUGUCUACGCCCAUUCCCGUGUGGAAAACACACAGCAUAUGCGACGAGUGGCGGUUCCGGUCGUGCGGGCUGUGAUGAAUGCUGCGGAAGAGUACUACUCCCUCGAGGCCGAGGAAGACAGUGAUGGCGAGGUCGAUGCGAGCGUCGGUGAGCGCGAAGUGAAGGCAUUGAUGACCGGUGUCAUUGGUAUGCUUUCCGAAUGGACCGAUGAACGCCGAGUGGUUGGCCUAGGCGGCGAAAAGAUCCUGGCAGGUGGUACUGCAAGCUCCAGUGUUUGCGGAUGGGUUCAUCUUGCUUUAGUCAAGGACAUCCUUGAACGGGUUCUUGGCAUCACUGCCGGAGCCAAUCGCUGCUCCCGGGAGGAACGCAAGCUUCUCUUCUCCCUGCUUAGCAAGCUUUACUUCGCUGCCCCUACAUUGCCAUCGCGGGAACGGACAGGCUCCCGCGUCCCCGAGAGCGAGGAUCAAUUCCGCACAAGUGUGCGCAGUGCUACAGGUGUCGAGAUUUCUUCAGAGAACACCGAGCUUGCGUCUCAGGUUAAGGAACUUUUGGACGAGACCAUUGAAGAGGGCCUCGCCGGUGAAGCUUCUAGCCGCAAUGCCCUUGUCAAAGCCAAAAAUGCUAUUCUAAAGAUUAUUGCGGUUUCGCAGGAUGCUCGCGCUGCUAGCGCCCGUCCCCGAGAAGGCACUGAAGAUGUUGAAAAUGAUAGUGCCAGUGUUCGCUCUGCCAGUGUCCGUCGCUCUGUGGAGCCUUCUGGUCCUGCCAGCCGUCGCCAUGUCUCCGUUGAACCCAGCAUCAUGGAAGAGGAUGAGGGCGAGGGAGACAGUCGUAUGACGUCUGCUACUGCUAACCGCCCCGUUGUCUCCAUCGAACCUAGUAUCAUGGAGGAGGAUGAGGAAGAUGAUCAUGAUACUAGCCGAGGGACUAUGAUUAAAGAAGAGACUGGUGAUGAGUGA
Molecule: messenger RNA, 3444 nt
Organism: Penicillium soppii
Lineage: Eukaryota; Fungi; Ascomycota; Eurotiomycetes; Eurotiales; Aspergillaceae
Product: condensin subunit YCG1
Exons: 2
Coding region: 1-3444 (1147 amino acids)
Biological process (GO): mitotic chromosome condensation
Cellular component (GO): condensed chromosome; condensin complex
Source: RefSeq, a predicted model, not a curated record